Hansenula anomala is the source of this 507-nucleotide messenger RNA. RefSeq names its product E2 ubiquitin-conjugating protein UBC7 (gene UBC7). The coding region runs from base 1 to 507 and encodes 168 amino acids. Gene Ontology annotation, cellular component: cytosol; endoplasmic reticulum. The record is from RefSeq and is a predicted model, not a curated record. Lineage: Eukaryota; Fungi; Ascomycota; Saccharomycetes; Phaffomycetales; Wickerhamomycetaceae. The transcript has 2 exons.
AUGCCACCAAGAGUCAAUACUGCACAACGUCGUCUGUUGAAAGAAUAUCAACAGCUAACCAAGGAUUCGCCAGAAGGUAUUAUUGCUGGCCCAGUCAGCGAAGAUAACCUGUUUGUAUGGGAUUGUUUGCUAGAAGGUCCAAGAGAUACUCCUUAUGAGAAUGGAGUUUUUCCAGCUAGACUUACAUUUCCAUCUGAUUAUCCAUUAUCACCUCCAAAAUUAGUUUUCACACCAGCCAUUCUCCAUCCAAAUAUCUAUGCUAAUGGUGAAGUUUGCAUAUCUAUCUUACAUCCUCCAGGUGACGAUCCUCAUCAAUACGAAAGAGCUGAAGAAAGAUGGUCCCCUGUACAGAAUGUUGAAAAGAUCUUGUUGAGUGUUGUUAGUAUGCUGAGUGAGCCAAACGUUGAGAGUGGUGCGAACAUCGAUGCAUGCAAACUAUGGAGAGAUGACCGUAAGGAGUUUGAAAGAUUAGUUAAACGUGAUGUCCGCAGAAGUUUAGGCUUAUAA